CCCUCCCCCCUUUGGUUCUCUCGACUAGUACACUGUGCUUCCAUCAGUUGCAUAGUCUAAUCUCUGUUAUUUUCUUGGAUUUGUUUUACCAGGUUGUAUUUGUUCCUUGAUAUAUCUGCGUUGCACAACCAAAACAAUUGAUGGUCCACAUUGAUGCUGGGGAUCGAGAUUUGCACAAUCAUGUUUCUUUUCCAUUAACAAGUGAUUUUGCUCAAUCAAGUAACUGAUGCUAUUAGGGUUAGAUGCGAAAAUCUCGGAAACACCAGACUUCAGCCACUAUACACAGGUUGUAUGAACAACCUGUUAAAGAAAAUGAUCCAUUUUGUUUGUCUCAUAUCCAGAUAUUAGACAACAAUGCUUGUUUAGAUAUGGUCGGCGGAGGAACUGAUGUCUCCUUCCAGACCUACAAGGACCAAGUUUUUACCCUGGAAUCAUCCACGGCAGCUGCUGGUUUUGAUUCCCCUUCUGCCGUAAGCAUCUCAUCAAGCAGGAGUCCUUUCUCCCCACAAGGUUCUCAAUCAUACCUGUUUGAUCCUCAUCAUUCCCCUGACAACACUUAUAGAUCACCAUUCAGUGGAUCUUCUGUUGUUGAUGAUAGCAAUGAAUUGAAGCACAAGCUUCGGGAGCUGGAACUUUCAUUGUUGGGGCCUGAAUCAGAUUCUAUAGAUAGCUGCAAUGGCUGCUUCAUUACUGGGGCCCACCAAGCUGCUUCAUUACUGGCGAGCUUCAACUGUGAUCAACUGGUGGACAUGAUCCCUAACUUAGACUUGAAACAGAUCCUUGUUGCAUCUGGUCAAGCACUUCACGAUGGUGAUAUGUUGACAAUGACAGGUUUAAUGCAUGAGUUGGAGAAAAUGGUUUCAGUGUCCGGGGAACCUAUCCAGCGAUUGGGUGCUUAUGUGCUGGAAGGGCUUAGAGCUAGGUUGGAAUCCUCAGGGAGUAAUAUCUACAGAGCUCUAAAAUGCAAGGAGCCAACGAGCUCAGAACUGAUGUCUUACAUGCAUAUUCUCUUCAGGAUCUGCCCAUACUGGAAGUUUGCAUACAUGUCGGCACUUGCAAAACGACCUGGUGGGCCACUGUCCAUCCGUGUAACUGGUAUUGAUGAUUCGCAAUCAAAUCAUGCUCGAGGUGGGGGACUUGAUAUUGUGGGGCAGAGGCUAUCAGAAUUUGCUCGGUCAUGCAAUGUGCAGUUUGAUUUUCAUGAUGCCGCUAUAUCUAGUUGUGAAAUUCAACUAGAGAAUCUUAAGGUUCACCCUGGGGAAGCCGUUGCCGUGAACUUCCCAUACGUAUUGCAUCACAUGCCAGAUGAGAGUGUAAGCAUCUUGAAUCACAGAGAUCGACUGUUGAGGCUGGUCAAGAGUCUGUCACCCAAGGUUGUGACUCUUUCUGAACAAGAGUCCAAUACUAAUACAUCUCCAUUCUUUUCAAGGUAUCUUGAGACACUGGACUAUUAUUCGGCUAUGUUUGAAUCCAUAGAUGCAGCUUGUCCAAGAGACGACAAACAAAGGAUCAAUGCUGAGCAGCAAUGUGUGGCUCGCGAUAUAGUGAAUAUGAUUGCUUGUGAGGGGACUGAGAGGGUGGAAAGGCAUGAACUUCUGGGAAAGUGGAGAUCAAGGCUAACGAUGGCUGGUUUUUCACAGUAUCCAUUGAGCUCUCCAGUAACUAUGGCUGUAAGAGAUAUGUUGAAGGAGUAUGACAAUAACUAUAGACUUGCAGAGAAGGAUGGGGCCCUCUAUCUUGGCUGGGUAAAUAGAGCAAUGUCGACAUUUUCGGCAUGGAGGUGAAAGCCUGUCAAACCAUGCAUUAUGUAACUUCAAUCCAUAUUUUUGUUUGUUUAGUUUUCUGUUGA
Hibiscus syriacus is the source of this 1849-nucleotide messenger RNA. Its product is annotated as scarecrow-like protein 13. Gene Ontology annotation, cellular component: nucleus. The coding region runs from base 243 to 1784 and encodes 513 amino acids. Gene Ontology annotation, biological process: regulation of DNA-templated transcription. Gene Ontology annotation, molecular function: sequence-specific DNA binding; DNA-binding transcription factor activity. The record is from RefSeq and is a predicted model, not a curated record. NCBI's taxonomy places the organism in Eukaryota, Viridiplantae, Streptophyta, Magnoliopsida, Malvales, Malvaceae. The transcript has 2 exons.